Bicyclus anynana (squinting bush brown) is the source of this 2474-nucleotide messenger RNA. Its product is annotated as beta-1,3-glucan-binding protein. The transcript has 17 exons. NCBI's taxonomy places the organism in Eukaryota, Metazoa, Arthropoda, Insecta, Lepidoptera, Nymphalidae. The record is from RefSeq and is a predicted model, not a curated record. Bases 23 to 2431 code for a protein of 802 amino acids. Gene Ontology annotation, biological process: carbohydrate metabolic process. Gene Ontology annotation, molecular function: carbohydrate binding; hydrolase activity, hydrolyzing O-glycosyl compounds.
UACGGAAGACCUUGGAUAUAAAAUGAUGAUCAAAAGUGGAUUGUUGUGUUUGAUGCUGGUGGCUUUGGCGGCAUGUCAAAAUGUGUAUAACGUGACAAUCACGUUAAGAGCUCUACGGCCGAGAGGAUUUCGCGCUUACAUCACGGUGGAUGCACGUAACACAAACUUACUAUAUUUCUAUGCAACUACAUACAAUAAUAUGCAAGAUGCUCUAAAUUUUGGACCUGAUAAGGGUCAAAUUGAGGGUGCAGCAGUAAGACAACCGAAUGGUAGAUGGCUGUUUGAAGAUUACUUUGUCGCUUUAACAGUAGGAACGGUUGUCAAAUAUGGUAUAUUUAUCCCUGAACAACUUCCUAAUGCAGCUGGUGAUGAUGGACUUAUGUUUAAUGGUCCACGAGUGGAUUACAAACUGUUUUAUGUGGCAGCUCUAGAAGACCCCUCGGCGCCUUUUCCGUAUUGCUUACCGACUAUCACCAAGGUGCGCGGCAGGCAAGUGUGCGCUGGUGACGUCAUUUUCGAAGACAAUUUUGACACACUUCGAGAAGACGUGUGGCAGAUAGAGCAGUAUAUACCCACAGAUCAUCCUGAAUAUCCAUUUGUGUCGUAUCAAAGGUUAAGAUCGGAUCCGAAUGUUUUUGUGGAAAACGGCAACUUGCACAUCGUUCCCAAACUGCAGGACGCUUUGAUGAGUGAUCACAAUCAGUCGAUUGAAACUGGAUCUCUUGAUUUAACAGAUGGUUGCACAAGAAGUGAGUGCUCAAAAGUGGCUUUCGGACCGAAUAUACUGCCGCCGAUAGUGAGCGGUCGACUGACCAGCAUACCCUUCGCCUUCACCUAUGGGUUUGUUUUCAUAAGAGCUAAGAUCCCUCGAGGGGACUGGCUCUAUCCUGAAUUACUACUUGUUCCAUUAUUCAAGAAAUUCAUCGGAGAAAAGGCCUUGGCCAGCAUAUUGAAAGUAGCGAGGAUAAGCGACGUCCUUUCUGGAUUUAAAAAUUUUAAGGGAUGGAACGCAGAUGAACGUUGUAUUAACGGAGGACCACAUACAAGCACUCAAGCUGCAAGAGAAGAGCGAUCGGGUCAAUUUCAUGAGUUCGCGCUGCUAUGGAGGCCAGAUUUGAUAAAACUUUCUUUGGAUGAUGUUAUUUACAUGGAUUCUAAUGUAUGGUGGGCUGAUCCAUGUUACAAGGACAUUCAGUCUGACUUCCAGUCUAGCUUACAAGACUAUCGUCACCUAUCCCUGGGAGUGGCUGCCGGGGGCUCGCUGUUCCCGGACUCCAUCGUCACCGACGCCGGACACGCCAAGCCUUGGCGCAACGGCGACGCCAAAGCCAGCCUCAAGUUCUGGCAGAACAAAACACUGUGGUUGCCGACUUGGACUGCGCCGAGCUUGGUCAUUGACUACGUUAAAGUUGUAGCUUUAGGAUACCGAUCUCUGGUAGACCCGUCAGCCCCGCCUCCGUAUUGCAAGAAUACUGUCACCAAGGUCCGCGGCAGACACGUGUGCGCUGGUGACGUCGUUUUUGAGGACAAUUUUGACACACUCCAAGAGUCUCAGUGGCAGAUCGAACAUUAUAUACCCACAGAUCAUCCAGAAUAUCCAUUUGUGUCAUAUCAAAGGUUAACCUCGGAACCAAAUGUGUUCGUGGAAAACGGAAAACUGCACAUUGUUCCCAAACUGCAGGAUGAAUUGAUGAGUGAUCACAAUCUGGCAAUUGAAACUGGAUCACUUGAUUUAACAGAUGGUUGUACAAGAAAUGAGUGCUCAAAAGUUGCUUUCGGAUCGGAUAUACUGCCGCCGAUAGUGAGCGGUCGCCUGACCAGCAUACCAUUCGCCUUCACAUACGGGGUGGUGUACAUAAGAGCCAAGAUCCCACGAGGUGAUUGGCUCUAUCCUGAAUUAUUACUUGUUCCAUUAUUCAAGAAAUUCGUUGGUGAAAAAGCCUUGGCCAGCAUAUUGAAAGUAGUGAGAAUAAGCGACGUUGUUGCAGGAUUUAAGGAUUUUACAGGAUGGAACGUGGAUCAACGUUGUUAUGGUGGCGGACCGCAUAAAACAACUGAAUUCGUACGCGAUGAGUUAUCAGAUGACUUCCAUGAGUUUAGUCUGCGCUGGACGCCAGAUGCAAUAAAACUUUUUGUGGAUAAUACUAUGUACAUGGAUUCUAAUGUGUGGUGGGCUGACCCGUGCUACAAGGACAUUGAGUCUGACUUCAGAUCUAGCUUACGCGAUUAUCGUCACCUAUCCCUGGGAGUGGCUGCCGGGGGCUCGCUGUUCCCGGACUCCAUCGUCACCGACGCCGGACACGCCAAGCCUUGGCGCAACGGCGACGCUAAAGCCAGCCUCAAGUUCUGGCAGAACAAAACACUGUGGUUGCCGACUUGGACUGCGCCGAGCUUGCUCAUUGACUACGUUAAAGUUGUAGCCUUAGAAUAGUUAUUCAAUCGAAAUAAAUGUUGUCAUUUUAAAAACUUCUUUU